This is a messenger RNA of Colletotrichum tamarilloi, 231 nucleotides long. RefSeq lists its product as uncharacterized. The record is from RefSeq and is a predicted model, not a curated record. Bases 1 to 231 code for a protein of 76 amino acids. Lineage: Eukaryota; Fungi; Ascomycota; Sordariomycetes; Glomerellales; Glomerellaceae. The transcript has 2 exons.
AUGGACCCCUCAAAGCCAUGGGUGGACCAGGCGUCGGCAAGUCCAGACGAUUCCACUACUUCGCAGAACCGUGACCGGCACGAGGUUCAAACUGUAGUCCCCCCGUCUUUGAUGGGGGUUUUACAACAGGUUUUCGAUCAGCUAGAUUAUGCUAUCGUGGCGAUUGACACCGCUGCCGACAACAUAGAAAAGAAAGACGCGAGGCAGCUCAAAACAACUAAAUGGCUGUGA